UGGAGCUGAGCUCGAGCCCAUAAAUAGCUCUGUGAUGAGGAAACAGCUGUUAAGGUCCAUGGAUCAGAGAUGCUGCCAUAAGCUCACCUGCCAGACUCCUUUCUCUCCUCCUGCUUUCACAGCAGUGGUACUCUUCACCAGAGGCAUUUGGUCCCUGUCGUUUUCAUCUGGGAGCUGUAUGCUCGAUAUCUCUGGCCAGCACGCGAACAGCACAGAGCAUGGAGAUUCUGGGAAGGUGUGAGUCCUUUUCCCUCUGGAUAACUGUGUUGUCCUUUGGAAGGGUUCUCUCCGUGGAUUUCUCUUACCUGGGAUCCUCCCUGAGCCUGCAGUCCUCCUUCCAGGAGGACAACACAACACAGGUACUUUUAUAUUACCGAGGGAUUGCUUCUCCUUGUUCCAGUACCGAAGAUGGGAUUUGCAGGGCUAUGAACUGCACUUCCAGGAUCCCCGCCACAGGUUUUCAGAACUCCACAGUCCCGUGCCAGCUAGAGGGAGAGGCGGCCAUCUUCCCUGCUUCCCCAGGAUCCUUCCCCAUGAGAUUCUCCAGCUGCUGCUGGUCCCAGACUGUGCUCCCUCCCAAUGAGGAUAACAACUCCAGUGUCCAGUUUGAGAUGGUGAUGACUUAUACCCUGGGUGCUCGCUCUGAUACAGGAUCGACAAACACCUCUCCGCAGACUCCGCUUCUGCCUCCUCUCAGAGUUCCCCAAAACUGUGCUGCAUUGUAUAAUCUGAGCGUCUCAGACCAAGAUGGGGAUGUAGUGAGGUGUCGAUAUGGGCGUCGAGAGGAGCUUGCCUGUGCUUUCUGCAAGAAGUACCCUUUUCUGCAUUUGGAUGAGGACAGAUGUACCCUUAUGUACGACGGAAUGGGCUCCGAAGGCACCUACCCGGUGGAGCUGAUGGUGGAGGAUUUCCCCAGGAAAACGGUGGUCCUGAAAUUUGAGGAUGGGAUGCAUGAGAUUCAUCCAUACAAUGCUUCAGGACAGGGCUGGAACGAAGCCCUAAGUUCUGUCCCACUUCAGUUCACCUUAACAGUGGAGAAGCCAGUAGAUGACUGUGCCUUUGGAAUUAGAAGGCCAAUAUUUAUCAGCCCAACCCCAAGCGAUGGGGACAGGAUCAGCGUGCUGCCCUAUGAGGACGUUUCCUUCACAGUGAUGGCUGUCAGCGCAGGAGAAAGGAUGGCGGACUUGCAGGUUCUGGGUCCUUAUGGGCUGCACACAUUGGGUCCGUGGAUGGCAGACGAUCUCUGCACUGUGUCUGUGAAUAUCACCUGGGAGAGCACGAACCCUGUGAGAUUGCGCCAGGUUCCUGUAUGUUUUGUGGCCAGCACAUUGUCUGGAUUACAGUCUGAGCUCAGAUGCAUUUGGAUUGUGCAGAAAGCUGCUGAUUACCCACAGGGCACAGUUCUGCUGUGUCUUGAGGAUCGAAUGCAGCUCUCUGUUCCCCGAUCUAGUUUAGGAGACGUGCAGGAAAGCGAUCUUCAGAAGAAUAACCCUGAAUGCCUGAUCAGCAGCAACAGCACGCACCUUCUAAUCAAGAUCCCACUUGAUGUGUGUGGAACCAAGGUGAAGGAAGAUCCACCUUUCUUCAUCUUCACCAACAAAAUAAUUGGUCGACACCAAGGAGCAUUGUCCAGUCCAUUCAAGAAAACCCUGGCCAUCCCAGUGAGCUGCAAAUACACCAAACAGGAGGAGGGAGCUGGCAGCACCUACUGCCCUUUUGUGGGCCCCACAGAUAAAGGCUUUGGCAACUUCAGCUUUGAUAUUAGAUUCAGCACACAGACUGCAGGUGGGAUGAGGUCAUUAGAACAGGGGGCUUCCAUUAAUGCCAGUGUCAAUGACCAAUUAUUUAUCAGCGUGUCGGCCAAGAGCGACCUGGCUGAUGCCCAGCUGGUGGUGCAAUCCUGUCAGGUCCUAGGCAACCAGGACUCUUCCAAUGGCAUCUUCAUCAUACAAAAAGGAUGCUUGAAUUACAAGGCAGCCAAAGAAGUGAUUCCGGAAGAUUCCAAGGACAAAGUGUACAGCCUCAGGCUCUCCUCAGUAGCCGACACCGUUCCUGAGGUGUUUGUAACUUGUGACGUGAAGCUGUGUCGCAGCUUGAGCAGGUCCAGGCUAUGCCCUUCAGGGUGCAGGUCCUUCAAAAGCAAUGAUUCGCCAUGGAAGAUACUAGAAACAAAAAUCCAUCGGAUCACUGCUGGGCCAAUCCGGAUCACCAAGGGCCCUUCCAGUGGUACCAACUACACUGCCUUAGUGGUUGGGAUAGUGCUGGGCUGCACAGUGGUGUGUGUCGUCUUUCUGCUGGUGAAGAAGUCCUUUGUGGGGGUGCCAUACAGGAAUGUAUCCCUAAGAAUAUGAGACUAUCACUGCAAAAGGCAUUUAAGGAAGUCAGAUGGUUGGGAAGAUUACUGCACUUGAAGGACACAACUGAAAAUUCCGAGAGAGAGCAACAUCAAAGUUCGUGGGAAUCCGAUGCUGAGCAGAUUGCUUAUUGCAGCAUUUCUGAGUUUGGUACAGGUACCACUGAUGGCACUAAGUCCACAAUCAAGUGGUGUAUGGGUGCUUCUAGGAUCCACUAUGACACUGAUUAAAGAAAGAAUGUGGAAAACACCGGAUACUUGUGACUUUUAGAUGUGGUUUGCUUAAGGACUUGUCUUCACUGCAACAGAUAGCUUAAGUUAUUCCUCUGAAGUUCGCCUAGCUCAAGUAAGUGCAACCACACUGUGAAACAACACUCAAGCUACGGAGAAGAUUGGAUUAGCAUCUAAAUGAAUUGUGCUAACUUGAGUUGCAUCCCCAAUGCAUUGCUAGCUUGAGCAACAGACACACUAGAGCUUCAAACUACACCCAACGGACCAGCUAGCUAGGGUUUAAAGUAUCACCUAACAAGCCAGAGAUUUGUGUGUGUGGACAGCUGUCAGGUUGGGGGCAAUACUUGAGUUAUACCUCAAGCUAACACUGCCGUGAAGACAAACCUUCAGUCUUAACCUCUAAGAACUGAUGACUUACAGGAAACGUCUUAUAUAAACAAGCUGCUCUCGAACUACAAUCCAGGGCUUAGUGGUCUGGAGCACUUCCUGGUGGGCAUGUAGUAUUUUGAGUACCAAGUAGAACCAAGAUUUAGCUGUUGGGAAGGAAGGUGCUUUAUGAAAGAUACUCCUUUCUGAAGUGAUAUGCUUAAGAAGAGUUGGAGAACCAAUGGUGAAAUUAACAUGCAGGGCUACAUAAGCUUAUACAAAAUACAUGUAAGAUUGGACCAAGGCAAGAAAGAUCAUCUUCAAAGCUGUUGGAUUUUGCAGUGAGUUCAACGAGCACCUGCUCAUUUUGGAAAGAAAUCAGUGAGGCUCACUGAUAUCAUUUAUUUCUCUCUCUCACUCAAAAACUUUACAAGGCAGGCUUUUACAGAGAAUAUAGCUAGGUCUAUUUUCAUCCAGAUUGAUAAAGAUUACAGUCAUCCACUGACAAUUUGAUUUUUAUUUGUAAAUUGCUUUUCAGUAAGAGGAUGAGAGCUAGGAACUCAGCGAUGGAUAAACCUUGCUAACAUGGUUUUCCUCCCAUCCCUAUUGGUCCACCCUGCAUGUUGUGUAGGGACUGAGGUAUUAUGAGUUGAUCAGUUUGGGGAUUUUCCCCCUUUUCUCCAUGAGAACAUUUUAAAAAAUCAGAAGUUUUAAAAAACAUCAACAUACAUAUCAAGGGAUCCAUGAUUGUAUCAAAAUGCAGAGAGAGAAAGAGAGAGAGAGAGUUAUCAGCUGCAGAAAAUAUAAAACCAAGAUACUCCAAGCCACAGGCUCGCAAAGGAAAGAGUGGGCAACUGCUUUGUCCAUCACAUAUUCCAUUUUUCAAGUGAUGUGAAUUCAGCUGUGCCACAGUGAGACAAUUACACUAGCAUGUGCUGCAUCUACAGAUUCCAGAGUCCCACCCUGACAGCAUGAGCUACUUCAUGUAUACAGUAUUGUCAGCCCUAGGGCCAACAGGUCGUCUAAAGGCAAGCCCAUGUGGAUGAGAAUCAGGGUCAGGGUAUUUUCUAGCUGUAGUCUGUUUAUUGAUAAAAUGUACACAGGGUUCAGUUUCUUUGAUGAGUGGUACGAACAAACCACACACAGAUAGCACUCUUUUGCAGAAAUCUCAAGUGAGCCACUCCAGCCCUGUACCAAGUUGCCGGCCUUCUGUUUCUCUUCACUCAUUCCAACUGCUUACUCCCAGCCCCACCUCCACAGACAACGAGAAUCUAACCUGAGUUCAGGGCUCCAGAAAAUCUGUUAGCUCCAAACCUCUCAGCUGUAGCAUCAUGGGCUGGCCUUUGAGCCUGGACCAUAAGCCCCACAAUAUUUCUCAAUGACCCUCUGUCUGAUUACCUGCUUGUAUCCACCAUUUCUAUGAGGAACUUCUCAGGCCUUGUCUUCACGAUGAAAAGGUGCAUUCUUAAUUUGAGUUAGCUAACUCAAGGUAAAAUCCUCGAGAAGACAAGACACUCUGUAAUUAUUAUUUGUAUUACCAUAGUGCCUAGGAGCCCUAAUUAUAGAUCAGGACCCCAUUGUGCCAGGUGCUGUACAAACAGAACAAAAAGACAGUCCCUCCCCACAAAGAGUUUACUAGCAAAAUAUAAGGCAAGAGACCACAAAUGGGUAGAGAGACAGAUGGGGGAGUAUGAGGAAACAAUGAGGCUAUUCUGGUCAGUAUGACAGGCAGGGGUAUCAGCACACAAGUGGCCUACCCAUUGUCAAGUCUUUUGUAAGCACCAUGGUAAAGGACAGCUUUAAGGAGGGAUUUGAGGGAGGAUAAUCAGUAACUUUGUGGAUGUUUAUGGGGAGUACUUCCCAAGUGUGAAGGCCGGCAUGGAAGAAAGCAGAAGGUGCAUCUGAAAAAUUGUAGUAAGUGGGCAAUGGAGGUUGGCAUCAUUGGCUAAUCAAAGGAGUUGACAUCUUGAUUGUGAUUAAAAGUGGAUAGGUCUAGGGAUAGGCCUAGAAAGUGAAGACAAGCAACUUCCGUUUCCUGUGAUAGAGGGGGGACGGAGAGGCAAUGGAGAGCUGAACAGAGAGGAGUGACACAGUCAAAGCAAUAGGCUAGGAAAAUGAUUUUUACAGCAGCAUUCUUUAACGUGACCUUCUUAGGUGGAAACUACAGACUGCCUUGCCUUUGCUAGCAUUUUAUCUCAAGUUAGUCAACUCAAGUUAACACACACCUUUUACUGUCGUGUGAAGACAAGGCCUCAUGUCUCAACAAUUCUUAAUGACAAGCCAUUACAGUAUCUUAAGUCAAUUGCUUCAUGGAGUCAAUAUCUCUCCCUCAAUUAUUGAAACCUCCUGCUCCACGAGGGGGGAAUCACACACCUCCAGUUCCCACAAAUCACAGCUGGUAAGAUCAGCUUCCUUACCCCUCCCUGUCAUCCUGUCACCACCUUUUGUAAUCCUUCCCUGGCCUCCCCUCCUCCACCAUUUCAAAUACGAAGUUCUUUAAUCAAGGCUCGGCAUUAACCUACCCCUUUUUAUGCAGCCACCUCUCUCUCUAAUUCUAGAGCUCUCCGUUACACCAAUGCCAGCCUCAGUGCUCCAUUUGUUUACUCCCACGACCAGUUCUCUGCCAUGUCACCCUGUGCAGAGCACACUUCCUCAGCUGCUCUGUAAGGCCACUACACUCUAUUUAAAUUCUUCCUGAAGAGGCACUUCUAACGUACCACCUACAAGAAAUAAUCCAAUUAAAAAGGGUUUAGGCAGAGAGGGCAGACUGGGAGAGUUUAUAAUUAAAAUAUAACCUGGGACUGUAUUAAAGCAUAGGGUAAAAUUUUCAAAAGCACCAAAGUCCCAUUUUCAAAAGUGACUUAGGCACUUGGGUGCCCCAGUGCCCAAAGCCUGGUCUAUCCAGUCUUUGUAGUGGCAUAACUAUUCCAGUUAAGGGAGCGAUUUUUUUUUUAACUGAUAUAGUUUCCUGUGAUUCCAGUUUACUGGUACAACCUCGAGUGUGGCUGGAGUUAUACCAGUAUAAAAGUGCCUUAUACCAGGAGAGCUUAAGCUAUUCUCAUACAGAAACAGCUAUAUUGGUAUAAAGCUCCUCUAUACCGGUCCGACUGUCUCCACACUAGAGAGCAGUACAACUUGUGGGUGUAGAGAAGCCCUGAGUCACUUUUUGAAAAUGAACUUCAACUCUUAAGUGACUUGGGAGCUUUUGAUAAUUUUACCCAUGGCCAAUUCCCAGUUUGACCAUUUCUCUCACCCUUCAGCAUCAUGUUAAAUUGUAAACUCCUUGUGGCAGGGACAGUGCCUUCCUAUAUGUUUAUAUAGGGCCUAACAUAUUGGGAGACCAGUGUAGUACAAAUGAUAAAUCAGAGAAAAGAGAACAGGAAUUUUAAACAAUUGAUACAAGCAUCUGGCAAUGUUAGAGGGUGAAAGCUAAAUGACUCAUGAUCCAGAAAUGUACUUCCUGCAGGGUGACAAUGCAUUUAUGAAAUAUAAUGUCCGUAUGAAAGAACCCCAUCAGGGCUGUGUAUUCACUGGGCAUAUUCCACACCUGUAGUAGCCAGAAUUCUCUCAUUAUGGCCAGAAUUCUAAAGCCACUUGAUAACUAACCCCAUACCAAAUCCAAAGAAGCAAUAAAAUGGCUAUGGAAGAUUUCAGUUUUCUUCACCCCACAAAGGGCCAGUUACAGCGUUAGUAGAUGUCUCAACUACCAUUGCAGUGGAAUCAUAAAAGCUUCUUUGUUCAGGUGAGGCACUGCCUUGGCCAAAGGAAGUAUCUGCUACAUUUGCAGAGCUGCUACAAUGUCUGCAGCUGUGUUUUACUAUGCCAUUAAGCCAAAAGAAAACUGGAUUUUAAGAGGCAUUACAAGUCUAAAUUUAAACUGAGAAAAAGAAGGAAAUACACACUGAAGGUUAUUAUGUAGUAUCCACCUCUCAAUUUGGUGAAGUCCAAGUGUAAGAACAAGACCCACUCUAAGAAAUAAGAAAGCAAACAGCAGAAAUGUUCAGAAUGCGAGAGCCUUUUCUUUAGAGUGACACUGGCACGGUUUUAUGACAUUUUACAAUAUUAAAAGUACACUUGCCAUUUGUGAAGCACAGGGACAAACUUGAGUCUCCACUGAGGGAAACUUGACACACAUAAUAAAGGUCUGCUUGGAUGCGAGCGCUGAGAUGCCUACUAUGCAUACUUCUCAAUCUGCCAAGACCCAAACACAGAACAAUACUCUGCAUAACACAAUGUGUGGCAGAUUCAAAAAGGGACAAAAAUUAUUCAGACAGGAAACUUAAGAUGUCAUGGGAUUUUUUUUUUAGCGACACUCUUUCCACAACCUCAGUUUCAUGAUUAUUCAUGUCUGAUGUAAAUACACUUUCAACAAUAAAAUGAGGCGGAUGCCAAAUUUGUGUGGAACAUGAUUAACUUUGGGACUAAAUGAGUGACAGCUGAGAGAUGCUCCAACAGCUGGGCACAUAACAAUGACUUAACCUUUCAUUUUUUUCUCUGUGCCGGUACUUCAACUUUGUUUGCAUUUAACUAAUUUCAAAAUGAAGGGAGUGUUAAACAUGACAGUAGUUUUGGUGCCAAGAUCAUAUAUGCUUUUGAGAAGCAAAUUCAAGAGACGUAUUGAGGUUUUGAAAACAUUUUCCAAUAGUUCUUUGAUUACGAAAACUGUAACUUUGAGACUAUCAGCCAGUCCAGGGGCGAGGGGACUAGAUAGCGUGUCAUGAGACAGAAGCUGAUUAAAAGUGACAUCAGCUCUCUGUGCUCUGGCAUGUGUGAGGGAGAGGAGGGGAUAGAUGGCACUAACUUUCGUAACAAUGUUCACCCCAACGUACUUUAGUAAUGCAAUGAUACAGGAGCCCCAUUUCUAUAUAAAUCAAAUAUAUUUCACCGUCUGAAAUCACUGCAAUGUUCUCUCAGUCCAGGAUUUCUUCCAAAAUUUAAAAAAGUCUGAGGCAAACAUUAUCUACAACUUCCUUUGUAGAGUUACCUUUACCCCCUUUUCCAUCCUGUUACCCCUUUCAUUGCUCCACUCAGCAGAAACAAGUGUCCUUGCACUUUUAUCCAGUGACCAAAGAACAGGAAGGCUCCUCCCAAAGCUAACAUGCUCUCUGGACAUGUUUUGUAAGACAGCCUGAUAUUCUUUCCACCCCAGUGUAGACACUCACUAGUGACAGGAGGGGUUCUUCCAUCACUGUAGUAGUAAAUCCACCUCCCUGAGAGGCAGUAACGAGGUUGAUGGAAGAAUUCUUCCGUCAACCUAGCACUGUCUACACUGGGCCAUCCAUCAGCUUAACUACAUCCCUCAAGGGGUGUGAAUUUUUCACACCCCUGAGCAAUGUAGAUGGGCCAACCUUUCUAGUGUAGACCAGCCCUGAGUUUAAACUGGUCACAUUGUAUGAAAACUAUAUUUUUUAAAAACAGCAUCAGCUGUUCACUAUUUGUCACUAUAAUUUCUAAGGCUGUCACUUGCUCAUCCACCAUGCACAUUAGGGUGAGGGUUUCCUUUCAAAAUCACUUACUUGCUUUGCUAUUAGAAAUCAGGUCACUAACAAUCAGCCAAUGUUCUUUUUUCAUCAGACAGUGCAAACAGACAUUAUGCAUCACCUAUCAGGCCACUUCUUGCUAGGGCACGAAAUGCCUACUACCUGUUUUGCAAUAAAAAUGGCUCCAAUAUGGGGACUAUUUAGAUCAGAAAGAAAAAGGGCACACAAGAGGUAAUAAUGAAAAAUAAGGAAGACACCUCUUCAUCUAGUCCCAUCAAAAAUAUUAGGUAGUACAUUUAACAUAUACAUAUUUUUUACAAUGAUUAACCUGGAAAACUUCCUUGUACAGGUGCAUACAAGGUUUAGUAGAUAGUCACAAAGGCAAAAGAAAUACAUAAGCAGUUACAACAGAAAGUGUUAUGAUGGAGAGUUACCUUUUUAAUACUUUGAACUCAUCUAGCAUCUUCAAUCCAAGGGUCACCAAACACAUUGCCAAUUAGGAAUCAAGCCUCAGCACUCCCAUGAGAUGGCAACAAGUCCCUUGUUCCAGAUGGGGAAUGGAGAUGUUAAUAAGUUUGCACAAAAUCAGGUAGGAAGCCCAAGGCACAGCUUGAAAUAGAACCAGUUUAUUACCCAAAUCCAAUCAAAAACUAUUUUGAAUUAAAUUAUGUUUCACUUUCUGCUUUCAAAACCACAAGUUAUUGCCAUCACACUUGUAGUUCAAGCUGCCAUUGGGGAAAAAAUAGUACUUGGGACUCUAAUUUUGGGUGAAAUCAGCCUUGGUGAAAUUACAAGUCUCCUCUCCUGGCCCCUAAAUUUUUCAAUUCAGAAAAAUAAAAGCAGAAAAGAUUGGCAGUCUUGAGAGCAACUUUCAGUUUCCUGCCCUUGGAGAACUAGAUUUCUCUCAACUGCUUUUAAAUGGGGGUGGGGGAAUGAAGGAAGAGGCAGGAAUAUGGACUAUCAAAGCUGGGAACAUUCUAGAGAGAGAUGGGAGGCAGCGUAGGCUGGCGCAGUAUUUCUCAAACUUGUUUGAUCGCGCCCUUCUUUGUGUCUGUAGUAGUUUAUGCCCCCUCUUCUCACCACACAAGUAUACAAUACACAUAUCGAUAAAAAAAACCACCACCACCACCCCUAACAUGCAGCUCUCGUUUAAAUAUUAAAAGCAUUAAAGGUUUGAUCCAAACAGAGCCAACGAUCCAUUGUAAUAAGAGCAAAAGCAAAACAGCGAUUGUGGUCGAUGCUUACAAUGAAACGUGCAUGCCGUGUUGUAGCAAACAGAUUAACAUACAGAUGGCAACGACUUUGUAUAAUAAAAGGUUAACAGAAAUCCAUCAAUAUGCACAGCGCCAUCUGAGGAACUAUGAUGUCUGGAGGAAUCAGCUUUGCUAGUUAUUCACUGCUGUGGGUAAAAUGUGCACAGUAAAUUUUUUUCCCCACGAAAGCUGCUCAUGCACACCCCCCUCCUAGGGGCCCGCCUCCCAGUUUUAGAACCUCUGGUCUAGUGGAUAGGGCUUUGUCUGUUUUGUCUAUUUAGACUGUAAAUUCUUUGGGGCAGAACCUAUCUCUUGCUCUGUGAGAGUAUGUCACCCGGCACAGUGGGGCCCCAAUCUCAGUCCUGGUCUAUUCUGCAGAGUUAGGUAGACUCAAAACAGCUGACGAUGACCUAUGUAAACAUCUACACUAAAAUUUCGCUCCCACAGACAUAACUGGCCUGCUACAUCAACUUAACUCGACCUUCACGAGAGGCGUAGAGUCAAUGUUGAUGUAGUUAGGCUGACACAGUGUGAAUGUAGACACUGCGUUGCUUACAUCGACUGUUGCUGGCUUUCAGAAGCUGUCCCACACGGAUAGUUCAAUUGGUGCAAGUGCUGCUGGUGAGGACAUGCACCGCUGACAUAAGUAGCAAAGUGUAAACAUGCACAAGUGAUAUAAUUACUACAACGACUGUAUGCUGAUGUAAUUUAGGUCGGCUUAAUUUUGUAGUCUAGACAUGGCCUCUCUCUGAGCCUCUACUUGCUACUGAAAUAGAUGUUCCACAUCAUUUCACUGGAUGGUCCACUGAAACUGCAGCUGAGACGUAUGUUCUGGCAGCAGAGAAAAAACUAAAAGAAAAUCCUUGACAGGAGGUGACAGGGAUGAAGAUUUAACCAACAUUUCCAUCACAAGUGCAAAUCUGAAAACAGGGAUUCAGUUUAUAACACAGCCAGAAAUCCUAGAAACCCCAUGGCAAAUUAUUUAAGCUCACACAGCAGUUUUGAGAGGAAGUAGAGCUAAUAAACAUUUCCCCUCAGAAAAGGGAACGAGGCUGGUCUGCCAGAUGACUAUGAUUACAGCAUCUGAUGCUCCCUUUAAGGAAAAACAUAACCAGGAGAAACUUACGAGUUAGGCUCCCUAGAGAAUACUGCAGAAAAGGGUGGUCUCAAUUUCAGUCAUGAAAAAAAAAAAAAAAAAGCCACCCAUGAAUGCAUCCACCUUCCGGCAACAGCUUUCGCAUAGUUAGGACUAAGGUGGAGGGAAAACCCUUCUUUGUGGUCUGACUGUCCCCUUUCAUUUUUUAAAUGGAUGGAAAGGAACAAAUGAUAUGCUCAAUAUGAAAUGCAAAGAGAAUGAGUCAUUGAUCUGCUAAGAAACUACAUACAGGAUGAAAUCUAUUUGGUCCAAGUAAAUUCAUUUUUACUUCUGUAAUAAAAUUAUUUCCAAGAACAGACAAUUGCACUGUAUUUGCCAGAGAUCAAUAUUUCUAACAAUCCAAACAAUACAAAUUCAUCAUACAUGCUGCACACAACAGUACUGCAAAGGACUUUUUAGAGGGUCCUUUAAAACAAUCUUUGAGCAGAUUUUUUACAGAAGUGCACAAUGAGAAAAGAGCACAUUAUGUCAAUGGUAUCGCCAAGGUGAGCUGCUUCAGACUCAGUUGUUCAGUUGCACUCAUGCAGGAUUUAUCUAAGCAUUUUCCUUUAUAUCUCAAAUUU
Messenger RNA from Chelonia mydas (Green sea turtle), 11402 nucleotides. RefSeq lists its product as uncharacterized. NCBI's taxonomy places the organism in Eukaryota, Metazoa, Chordata, Testudines, Cheloniidae. The record is from RefSeq and is a predicted model, not a curated record. The transcript has 14 exons. Bases 219 to 2351 code for a protein of 710 amino acids.